AUGGCUUUUGAAGUUAGUGAUUUCGAACUGAUUCAUAAUUUCUUGACAAAGAAAGUCCAGGACGAGCCAUUGCCACAUAAUAACAUUCAGAAUGUCAUCUUCUAUAAUCAUCAACCUUCUCAUUUAGCAAAAACAUUCGAGAAUACCAAAUCAGAGAACUGUGAAUGUUACUUCUUUGCAAAAGCAACUAGGAAGCUUGGCAAAGGGAAUGGAGCAAUUCGUAAAGCUAAGAACGGUUAUUGGAAGGUUAUCGAAAAAGACACUGCCAUAACGUUUGGAAACGAAAUUAUCGGGUAUAAGAAACCGUUUGUUUUUUAUAAAGGUAAGCCGUCUAAAGGGUUGAAAACGGAAUGGGCUAUGUUUGAAUACAGACUUCACGAUAUUCGUCCAAAACUCAAAAUUCAAGAUUACUUCAAGAAGAAGGAUGAAUGGGUUUUAUGCAAAGUGUACAAGAGAAGGGAAUUGGUGGCGAAAAGACUUACUAAACGCGAGAAAGACAGAUUGAAGUUCAGGGGAGUGGCUAAUACUUACAAUCUUUGGAAUGGAAACUAUCGUGUAACGAGAAGGAUCGACUUUGAAUACGAUACCUAUAACAAGUACAAAGGAGGGUGUGGUGGUGGUAGAUGGAUCUAA
Impatiens glandulifera is the source of this 633-nucleotide messenger RNA. RefSeq names its product NAC transcription factor 29-like. Gene Ontology annotation, biological process: regulation of DNA-templated transcription. The transcript is spliced from 2 exons. Bases 1 to 633 code for a protein of 210 amino acids. Gene Ontology annotation, molecular function: DNA binding. Lineage: Eukaryota; Viridiplantae; Streptophyta; Magnoliopsida; Ericales; Balsaminaceae. The record is from RefSeq and is a predicted model, not a curated record.